CAAUAUUAAUGUUCAACCAAAAUGUUAUUUGGGACUGACGGGAACUAAAGGAACCGAAUGUGAUAAUCGUUGGUGGACUCAAAGACCUAUUGAACAAUUCAAAUUUAUUUUCCCAGACACAAUUGGAGAAGCAUGGCUUCCAAAUGCAAGAAAUUGUUACGUACUUACACCUCCAUUCACGGCAAUGUUUUCACCAAACUUAACAGAAGAGAUGACCAUUUAUAUUUAUUCUAACGAAUCCACUAUACCCGUCCAGUCAAAUCCUCGAUGGGUUCAAUUCGGUGCCUUUUGGCCAUGGAUGGGACAAGAUCCAUAUUUAGUUCGACCUGAAUUUUUUAAUCUGCCAAGCGAAACGUUGUUCGGUUUUUCACGAAGAGAACGAUAUAAAUUGGAUGGAGAACUCCAAGUUGCUUAUGAU
Molecule: messenger RNA, 418 nt
Organism: Racocetra persica
Lineage: Eukaryota; Fungi; Glomeromycota; Glomeromycetes; Diversisporales; Gigasporaceae
Source: the annotation of a GenBank genome assembly